Molecule: messenger RNA, 1648 nt
Organism: Entelurus aequoreus (snake pipefish)
Lineage: Eukaryota; Metazoa; Chordata; Actinopteri; Syngnathiformes; Syngnathidae
Product: visinin-like protein 1
Exons: 4
Coding region: 160-735 (191 amino acids)
Molecular function (GO): calcium ion binding
Source: RefSeq, a predicted model, not a curated record
UUGCUGCUGCUGCUGCUGCACCCACCUCCCCCUACACCACCACCCCCCCCCCUCCCCCUCUCGUGGACCAUCCUUUGCGACCGAGGGGAGUUUUUCCUCAGUCUCACUUUGCGUGGAGCAGCUCGUGACAGAAGAGCAGACACCAACAAGGAGAGCAUCAUGGGAAAGCAGAACAGCAAGCUGACUCCUGAGGUGAUGGAGGACCUGGUGAAGAACACGGAGUUCAACGAGCACGAGCUCAAGCAGUGGUACAAGGGCUUCCUCAAGGACUGUCCCAGUGGCAGACUCAACCUGGAGGAGUUCCAGCAGCUCUACGUCAAGUUCUUUCCCUACGGCGACGCCUCCAAGUUCGCCCAGCACGCCUUCAGGACCUUCGACAAAAACAGCGACGGCACCAUCGACUUCCGAGAGUUCAUCUGCGCUUUGUCCAUCACAUCACGCGGGAGCUUUGAGCAGAAACUCAACUGGGCCUUUAACAUGUACGACCUGGACGGCGACGGCAAGAUCACCAGAGUGGAGAUGCUGGAGAUAAUCGAGGCCAUCUACAAGAUGGUGGGCACGGUGAUCAUGAUGAAGAUGAACGAGGACGGCCUGACCCCGGCCCAGCGGGUGGACAAGAUCUUCAGCAAAAUGGAUAAGAACAACGACGACCAGAUCUCGUUGGACGAGUUCAAGGAAGCGGCCAAGAGCGACCCCUCCAUCGUGCUGCUCUUGCAGUGUGACAUGCAGAAGUGAGACCCCCCCACACCCCCACCACCACCCCCUUCUCCUCUAAGCUCUGCUCGCUCCCUGGCCCCGCCCCCCCGCCCCCCUUGCUUCCUCAGCCCCGCCCCCCCCACACACACUCACAGGACGGCAGCACAUUCGGUUUCUCGGCCCAUUUCCACAGGAAAUAAGAGGAAGAAGAAGAAGAAAAAAAAUGCUUGGACUAUUUUUUCAAUGGACUCGCUUCUUGUGGUCGUAUGCAUGAGAAUGUCAAAAUAUGCUGAAUCAUUUUGAAUAUAUGCUCCUUCUUCACGGCCGUAACACGCUUGACGUAACAGUAAUAACUCCUAUCAUAAUUGUAAACCCUCUUGGAGAGAGGCAUCUUCCCCGAAACUAUUGCAUGCAUAUAUUACGUGUCUUAAAAAAAACAACAAAAAAACAUACAGUAUAUAUAGAUGCAGUAUAAAUAUAUAUAUAAAUAUAUAUAUAUAAAUAGAAAACCAUUUCCAUUUCUUUUGCGUCUUCGAAAAGAGAAACCCUCUUGUUGUGUGACCCUGAGGAGGGAGCAUGCUUCCUGCCAUCUCUCUCUUUUUCUUCUGUUUGCUUUUGGUGCAUAUCGACAUGUUUACAGAAACAAAGAGCACGGCGAGGAUUUAAAAAAAAAAAAAAAAAGACAGGAGUAGGGACUUGUACGGAGCCCCUAAAGGGACAUGGGGGAAAAACAUUUUUUUAAAUAAUUUUUUUAGUUUUUUAAUUUUUUUUAGACAUGUAUCUCGUGCGCACGUGAAACUUUUUAUAAAGUUAUAAAAAAAUAAAAAUAAAAAAAAUUAUAAUUUUUUUUAUUUUUAAUAACUUUAUUAAACGUUUCUCGCGCGCACAAGUAACUUUUUAUAAAGUUAUUUUAAAAAAAAUAAUAAUAAAAACAUUUAUUAUUAUUAUUUUU